Messenger RNA from Stylonychia lemnae, 1890 nucleotides. The record is from the annotation of a GenBank genome assembly. Lineage: Eukaryota; Ciliophora; Spirotrichea; Sporadotrichida; Oxytrichidae.
AUGGAUGAAUAAAGAAAAUAUGAGGAAUUAUAAAAGCCUCUCAGAGAAAUUAUGGAUAAUAAUAUCAAGAAAAAUUUUUUAAAACCAAUAAGUCUAAAAGAUAUUGAUUAGCUAGAUUAAAUAGAGAAUUCAAAGGGUCAGAGUAAUAGUUAUUUUGAGAACUAAUGCAAUGAAAUCAAGCAUAACCUCAGACAAGCUAUUGUUGGCAGGUUUCACAGAUAAAAUACUAAAGUUUAUUCAAAUUCCAAUCGUGAUAUGAAUAGUAGUUUCAGCAGAACCUUAAAGAGAGGAAUUUAUAAUGUUUUAAACUCUAUCAAAGCUAAAUUCUCUAAGACAUAAGAAACAGAUUUUGAUCCAAAUACUCCUUAAUUAAUUGAUAUGGACGUAUCAUAAUAAAAUGGUGAGGAAUAACAAGGAGAAAAAUUAUUAAGCAACUUCUCAAAAGAAGAAACUUCUGAGAAAAAAGUCAUUUAGCCUUAUGUAAUUUAGCCAGAAGGCAAUUUUAAAACAAAAUGGGAUAUCCUAAUUACAUUGAUGCUACUUUAUACUUGCAUUUAAAGUCCAUACUCUAUUGCGUUCUUCGAAACAAAUGAUUAUAAAUGGAUUAUACCGAAUGCAAUUCUAGAUUUUAUUUUCUUCAUUGAUAUUUUCAUUAACUUCAGCACUGCAUUUUACGACAAGGAGUUUGAAAAGAUCGAAGAUAGAUCUAAAAUAGCUAGAAAUUAUGUUACUUCUUGGUUUACAAUUGAUUUUCUUUCGAUCAUUCCUUUUGACUAUAUCUACUCAACUGGUAGCUAUAAUAGACUUGCUAGAGUUAUUAGAAUAGGAAAGAUUUAUAAAAUUGUAAAGAUGACUAGACUAAUAAGAAUGCUAAAGAUUGUAAAACAAAAAAGUCAAUUUGUCAAAUAUCUUAACUAAUUCUUGCAAAUUGGUGCUGGUUUUGAAAGACUUCUAUUUUUGCUUGUUAUUUUCUUAGUGAUGUGCCAUAUCACUGCUUGUAUAUGGAUUUUCAUAGGUAAAUUUGAUGAGGGUUCGAAAAUAAACUGGAUAUUCGUAAACAAUUUUUAAGAUUAUGAUAACUAUACACUAUAUAUAACUUCCUUCUACUUUACAGUGACAACAAUAGUAACUGUAGGCUAUGGGGAUAUUCAUGCAUAUAGCAUAGGUGAGAAAUACAUGUCUAUUUUCCUUAUGAUUAUCGGAGUAAUUGCAUUCUCAUAUGUUACUGGAGCAUUAUCUAAUAUUAUUUCUAAUUAUGAUGCAAGCUAAGCCAAGUUCAAAGAAAAGAUAUCUACUCUUAAUAGAUUAAGAGGAAAAUAUGAAAUAUAAUAGGAUUUAUAUGAUGAGAUCAACAAAUCAAUCAAUCAUUUUCAUAGUAAAAGUUAUCAUGACAUAGUUUUCUUUCUUGAAGAUGGUGAAGCUGGAUUUGUGAUUUAAAGAUUUUUCAACAUAGUAUAUAUCAAAGUUUAAUAAGGAAAUCAUUUCGGUCAUCUUGAUCUUGUUUUUGAUACAGAAGUUAUGAAUAUUCACACUCAAAUUAAAUUCAAAAAGAAAACUUAAAGAAGCAAGGAAAUAUAUGAUCUUGAUAAAAUGAAACUAGAAUUUCCAGAGGUAUUUGAUGAUCUCUUUAGCGAUUGCGUGUAAAGAUUCGGAAGCUUCUUAAAACUAAAAAUUGAUGCUAUUAAAUAGAUGGAAAAUGAAAACUUUGUUAAUUAGAAGCCAACAAUGUUAAAAAUGAUGUACAAUAUGCUUAAAAGUCAUCCUUCAUAAAUGAUAUUAUAUAAGACCCAUAAAUUUAAGACAAUUUAUACUUAUUUGAAUAGGAGAUAGAUGCUUUAAUUAAUUAAGAUAAAGAAAUUGGAUAACAUAAAAGAAGUUUAUAAGAUAUGA